Molecule: messenger RNA, 2708 nt
Organism: Neopsephotus bourkii (Bourke's parrot)
Lineage: Eukaryota; Metazoa; Chordata; Aves; Psittaciformes; Psittacidae
Gene: KLF4
Product: KLF transcription factor 4
Biological process (GO): regulation of transcription by RNA polymerase II
Molecular function (GO): RNA polymerase II cis-regulatory region sequence-specific DNA binding; DNA-binding transcription factor activity, RNA polymerase II-specific
Source: RefSeq, a predicted model, not a curated record
CUCCCCACUGGCACCACUGAGCCCCGUCCGUCUCGCCCGGCUCCCCCAUGGCCGCGGCUCCCUGGGAAGCACCUCGCGCCGCCGCCCUGCUGAAGCUGCGUUGCCGGGCGGCGGCUGCCUCUCCACGACGCCGCUAGCGCUCCGCGUCCCGCUCACCUUCGUCUCCGAUACAGCGCUGAGGAAAAGGGGUCCCGCAACACAACCCCGGCAGCUCUCGGCCGGCUCUCCGCGGCUGGACGGCACGUCCGUGCCACUUCUCCUUUCUCUCCUUUUUGGCGGCGCUCGGGACAACGGCGGCGGCAGCGGCUCGGCGUGACGCCCCGGCGCCGAUGCGGUGGGUGCCGGGUACGGCCCCCGGCCCGGUUCCGCAGCCGCCGCUGCCGCCUGACACCGCUGUGCUCUCCCCUACCCGCAGGCAGCCCCCCGGCGAGUGCGAGAUGGCUCUCAGUGGCACGCUCCUCCCUUCCAUCGCCACCUUCGCGGCGGGCGCCGCGGGUCGCGAGAAGGCGGCGCGGCCCGCGGGCCCCGGCAACCGGUGGCGGGAGGAGCUGUCGCAGCUGAAGCGGCCGCCGCCGGCGCUGGCGGCGCGGCCCGUGGAGGCGCCGCCGUCGGAGCUGGAGGCCGCCGCAGCUCUGGGGUCCCGCCGCGACGCGGAGGAGUUCAACGAGCUGCUGGACUUCGACUUCAUCCUCUCCAACUCCCUCAUGCACCAGGAGCCUGCCGCCGCCGCUGUGGUGGUGGCCCCCGCCGCCGCCACGGCCCCCACUGCCAGCCCCUGCCCUGCCGGGUCCUUUUCCUACCCACUGCCCCGGCCCGAGCCUGCCGGCCUUCUCUAUUGCGGCGGCGGCAGCACCCGUGAUGGGGCCCCUGCUGCCGGCCCUACCGCCCCCUUCAACCUGUCUGACAUCACCGACGUGUCGCCUUCGGGAGGCUUCGUGGCUGAGCUCAUGCGGCCUGACCUGGACCCGGUGUACCUGCCGGCGCCUGCGGCGUUGCCGCCUCUGGGCAGUCUGCAGGGCAAGUUUGUGGUUAAGGCCGUGGGCGAGUACUCCCACCCAGGGCUCAGCCCCAAGGGUGGUCCCCCCGCUGCUGGCCCGCCACCCAGCACUGAAGGCCCCGGGGCACCCUACAACGCCUUGCCACGGAUGUGCCCCAAAAUCAAGCAGGAGGCUGCCCCACCGUGCACCCUGGCCCCGCCGCCGCCACCACCACAUGGCAGCAUCCCCCGAGGAGCCCCUCAGCACGACUUCUCCCUCGGCCGCCCACUGCCUGCCCGGACUACACCUUCACUGGGGCCCGAGGAGAUGCUGAGCAGCAGAGACUCUCUCCCCACCACCCCAGGGCUGAACCAUGCACCACUGCCACUGCCCCCGGGGUACCCCUCGGCAUCUGGUUAUCCCACGUUUCUGCCUGAGCAGCUGCCACCUGGCACACUCCAGUACCAAGAGCUGAUGCCGCCAGGGAGCUGCCUGCCUGAGGAGACCAAGCCCAAGAGGGGACGCCGGUCAUGGCCUAGGAAAAGAACAGCUACACACACCUGCGAUUAUGCAGGCUGUGGCAAAACCUACACCAAGAGCUCUCAUCUCAAGGCGCAUCUGAGAACCCACACAGGUGAGAAACCUUAUCACUGUGACUGGGAAGGCUGCGGAUGGAAGUUUGCCCGAUCCGAUGAACUUACUCGUCACUACAGAAAACACACAGGCCACCGCCCCUUCCAGUGCCAGCGGUGUGACAGAGCAUUUUCCAGGUCGGACCACCUUGCCUUACACAUGAAGAGGCACUUCUAAUUGGAAGCAGUGGAUCUUUCACCAACUGCCAUAGAGAUUCAGUAUUUACAGCAUAAGGACUGUCUUUCACGAGACGGGGAGAACACAGUUUAAGCACUACAGAUAAUCAAGGUGAAGUCUUCCAAAGAGUGGAAAGAGGGAUAAUUGCAUACAGACGUUGCAACUUUGUUUUUGUAUAUGUGCGAUUGAAAGAAAACCAAAAACGCUGGGCUCAGUGACUGAAUCUUCUAUCAUUCCAUUUGUAAAUCCAACUUGAAUUAUUUCCGGACUACAAAAUGCCAAGGAGUGACGGGAAGUCACGGAUAUCAGGGUUAAACAGACUGCGUAGUUCGGAGGGUGGGGAUAUUACACAGGGAAAUUACAUUCCCUUAAUUUUCUUUCAAUGCAAUAUUAAAUGCAAAUGUCAUCUUGUACUUUUGCUCUUUUCCUUCUUAAAAGCCAUUACAAUGUUAGAAGGAAAAAUUCAGGUACAGAAUUAUAUUUUAAAAGCCUAUUUCAUGGUGCUUAGUGACUGUUGGUUCUAGAGGUACCAAAAACAGGAAGCCAAAGUUCUCAAACUGCUGCAUAUCUGACAAGGACAUAUUUUUGUCUUAUGAUGACCAAUUAUGACGUAAAUCAGGUAAAUAAACCUGGUUUAUCUUUUUGUUUUGUUUUUUCCUUAAGAAAAAAACUUUAUGCAGACAGUCUGUAAUGCACUGUGGUUUCGAUGUGCAAUAGUUUGUACAAUGGAUUAUUCCCAAAUAUGCCUUAAGCAGAACAAAUGUUUUCUAUUUAGUUCUUUACUUAAUAAAUAUGUAAUAUAAAUUUAAGCAAACGUCUAUUUUGUAUAUUUGUAAACACAAAGUGAAAAUGAACUUUUUGUUGGAAUUUGUAUUUUACAUAUUCAAGUGGAAAAUAGGUGUUAAAUAAACCUAUAAUAUU